This is a messenger RNA of Hibiscus syriacus, 1105 nucleotides long. Its product is annotated as hydroxyproline O-galactosyltransferase GALT2-like. Lineage: Eukaryota; Viridiplantae; Streptophyta; Magnoliopsida; Malvales; Malvaceae. The record is from RefSeq and is a predicted model, not a curated record. The transcript is spliced from 6 exons. Gene Ontology annotation, cellular component: Golgi membrane. Bases 220 to 849 code for a protein of 209 amino acids. Gene Ontology annotation, molecular function: carbohydrate binding; galactosyltransferase activity.
UUGAGCACAACACUUGCUAUAGAAUGCAAUGGGGUAAAGCUCAAGAUGUGAUGAUUUGCCAUCCAAGGAUGAUGAAGACAUGCUCAUUGAUGGACAGCGAAGAUGUGAAAAAUGGAUUCGGAAUGAUGUUGCAGACUCGAAAGAGUCCAAGACAAUGCUUGGUUCAGACGGUUCAUUGGACGGGAACAGAAACCUGAAGUUACCUGGCCAUUUCCUUUCAUGGAGGGCAGACUGUUUAUCCUGAUUCUUCGUGCUGGCAUUGAUGGAUAUCAUAUCAAUGUCGGGGGUCGACAUGUGACUUCAUUUGCAUAUCGCACUGGGUUUUCACUUGAAGAUGCAACAGGGCUGGCCAUAAAAGGAGAUGUGGAUGUUCAUUCAGUUCAUGCAACCUCUCUUCCCACCUCUCAUCCAAGUUUCUCCCCACAAAGAGUGUUGGAAAUGUCACCAAAAUGGAAAGCGUCUCCAUUGCCUAAAAGACUAAUUCAACUUUUUAUUGGGAUUUUCUCUGCUACCAAUCACUUCGCAGAACGCAUGGCAAUUAGGAAAACUUGUAUGCAGUCUUCGGUCAUGAAGUCUUUAAAUGUAGUAGUCCGGUUCUUUGUUGCACUGAAUCCAAAGAAGGAGGUGAAUGCAGUGCUAAAGGAGGCAGCUUAUUUUGGUGAUAUUGUAAUUUUGCCAUUUAUGGACCGCUAUGAGCUCGUGGUUCUUAAAACUAUUGCACUUUUUUACUUUGGGGUGCAAAAUGUGUCAGCUGCUUACAUCAUGAAAUGUGAUGAUGGCACAUUUGUUAGACUCGAUACUGUCUUCAAACAAAUUGAUGGAAAGUGGAAAUUGGGCUGUCACUUAUGAGGCCCCAACAAAACAUGUGGCCCAACAGCCCGUUUGGCAGACCCAAAGCAUUGGUCAACCCUAGCUCUAGUUUCCAUCAAGUGCCGUUUCUAUCAAGGAUUCAUUCUCACCCACGUCCGAGUUUCACGGCAACACGCCUCCACCUCCGAACCAUCCGGCAUUCAUCACCAACAAACAAAGGAGGAAGUUAGGAUUUGUUUAAACCAAAAAUAGCCUUUUUCAAGGCUAUAAAACCAUGUAAUCACCACUGUUUUGU